This is a messenger RNA of Prunus armeniaca (apricot), 354 nucleotides long. Lineage: Eukaryota; Viridiplantae; Streptophyta; Magnoliopsida; Rosales; Rosaceae. The record is from the annotation of a GenBank genome assembly.
AUGAAAGUAGAUCUUGGCGAUGACAUGCCAUCUCAUGUAACCACCCCCCCUCCCCCCCUUUUUCCCCCCCUGGAUACUGAUAUUGGAAUUUAUGGAUACUUGGAAAUUGAGGAUAUGGUUUGGAUAUGUCGGAACCCGGGCACCCUUGACGGGGUGUUACCGUACACCCUUAGCCGGGUAGUCUACGCGCAUAGGACUUGUCACAGGCUUACGAGUAUUGAGGAUUUUGCUGUACGUGCUAGUGAACUCAGUUCCCCGGUUGGACGGCUCGUCCCUGGCCACAUGGUUGUUGAGGAUUCCUCCAUGUGGUUCAGCCAAACGAUCCCCAUGUUGGAUUGUUUUCCCAGUGCAUGA